Podarcis raffonei (Aeolian wall lizard) is the source of this 2996-nucleotide messenger RNA. Its product is annotated as cytochrome P450 2A13-like. Gene Ontology annotation, biological process: xenobiotic metabolic process. The coding region runs from base 301 to 1785 and encodes 494 amino acids. The record is from RefSeq and is a predicted model, not a curated record. Lineage: Eukaryota; Metazoa; Chordata; Lepidosauria; Squamata; Lacertidae. The transcript is spliced from 9 exons. Gene Ontology annotation, cellular component: cytoplasm; intracellular membrane-bounded organelle. Gene Ontology annotation, molecular function: oxidoreductase activity, acting on paired donors, with incorporation or reduction of molecular oxygen, reduced flavin or flavoprotein as one donor, and incorporation of one atom of oxygen; heme binding; iron ion binding.
CCUGGUCAAAUGAUAUGGACUUCUGAGAAACGUGGUGAGAGAAUUGUGCUUGACUCUGGAACUCCCUGAAGCUCCCUUGGAGGUGCAAAGGUGGGCAGGCAACUCCCUGUCACCACUAUCUGUCCUUGAAAGACUUAAAGAAGACCCUGAGCAGAGAGUAAACAGGUUGCACAAUUUCAAAGAGAAGGUUCUUCCAAAAGUAUGUAACAGGCUCAGCUUGGGCUGCGCAGGUAUUUUCUCUUCCCAGCUGGUCAGCAACACCUUGCCUGCAGAGCUCCACAGGCCACCCACAACCUCCCCAUGGAUCUCCUGGGAGCAGCAACCCUUUUCCUGGUCAUCUGCCUCUCUUGCCUGAUGGUCCUCUCAACAUGGCGGCAGAUGCACCGCAAAAGCCAGAUGCCACCUGGACCAACUCCCCUCCCCUUCAUCGGGAACCUGCUCCAAGUCAACACAAGCGAUAUGUGCCGUUCACUCAUGAAGAUUCAUGAGAAAUAUGGUCCUGUCUACACCAUCCACUUAGGCCCUCGCCGUGUUGUGGUCUUGUGUGGAUACGAUGCCGUGAAGGAGGCCCUGGUGGAUCAGGCCGAAGAGUUCUGUGGCCGUGGAGAGCAAGCCACGUUUGACUGGAUUUUCCAGGGUUACGGGGUUGCCUUCAGUAACUGGGAACGGGCCAAACCGCUACGCCGAUUCUCCAUCACGACACUGAGGGAUUUUGGGAUGGGAAAGAGAUCCGUCGAAGAGCGGAUUCUGGAGGAGACUCACUUCCUGCUGGAAUCCCUGAGGGCAACAAAAAGUGAACCCUUUGACCCCACCUAUGUCCUGAGUCGCUCAGUGUCCAACAUCAUCAGCUCCAUCACCUUUGGCAACCGCUUUGAAUAUGAAGAUCAGGAGUUUCUCUCCAUGCUCCGCGUUAUGCUGGAAACCUUCCAGUUUACUUCCAGCUCUUGGGGACAGCUCUACGACAUGUUCUCGGGCAUCAUGCAGCACCUGCCUGGCCCACAAGAUAAAACCUUCAAGAAGCUGUUGGGCCUGAAAGAGUUUAUUACGAAGAAGGUAAAAGCAAACAAGGAGACCCUGGACCCCAACAAUCCUCGGGAUUUUAUUGACUGCUUCCUAGUGAAAAUGCAGCAGGAAAAGGAAAACCCAAACUCAGAGUUCUUCCUAGAGAAUCUCGUUAUGACGACCCUCAAUGUCUUCUUUGCUGGCACAGAAACAGUCAGCACCACCUUGCGCUAUGGCUUCCUGCUUCUGCUGAAAUACCCAGAGAUCGAAGAGAAGAUCCACGAAGAGAUUGAACGUGUGAUUGGCCUGAAUCGCAUUCCCAACAUGGAUGACCGUCCCCUGAUGCCCUAUACGGAUGCUGUGAUCCACGAGAUCCAGAGAUUCACUGACAUGCUCCCUUUGGGGUUAGCAAGACGUGUGACCCGCGAUACCCAGUUCCGGGGAUACUCCAUUCCCAAGGGGACUGAAGUCUUCCCUGUGCUUGGGUCUGUGCUGAGAGACCCCAAACAUUUUGCAAGACCAGAUGUGUUUGACCCCCAACAUUUCCUGGAUGAGAACGGGCAGUUCAAGAGGAAUAAGGCUUUUGUGCCAUUCUCCAUUGGGAAACGCUAUUGCUUUGGGGAGCACCUCGCUCGGAUGGAGCUCUUCCUCAUCCUCACCAGCAUCCUGCAGAACUUCCACUUCAAAUCUCCCAUCCCUCCUGAAAAGAUCGACAUCUCUCCCAUGCUGGUUGGCUUUGCCACCCUUCCGCAUUUUUAUGAGAUGUGUGCCAUUCCCCUCUGAAGGUGGUCAGGUGUUUUGGAGAAGCAGAAACCCAUCAUCACCCAACUUGGCCACCCAAAAGCAGACACACACACACAUGCACACCUAAUGUCCACACACCCAUAAUUUUAGCAAUGGCAAUGUUUGACAUUUUCCCAUUUUCUGGAAUUACUUCUUUGUCUACAUGUUUAGUAUCUUGCUGCCUUAUUUCUUGUGAAUGUUCAUUUUUCUGCUGCACCCCUAAUUGAGGAAGCUGCAAGAUCAAAUAUUUUGUCUUGGUUCUCUAUUCUCUUCUUUUACCUGUACUUCUAUUUAUAAGGCAUACCAGAAUCACAGCUGUAAAAGCAUCCCUCAAAAUUCUAAUGUCAGCUGCUGUUCCCAUGUUGUGAAUAAAGAGAUCACAGAUUUCACUUUGGAGCUGUCCUUUCACCCCACUUUCUUGUAGAACAGUUCACUCUACCCACCAUAUUAUGCCCCCUGACUAUUGAACCUUAUUGAUCUAUUCUAUGCUCACAGAGGCAUAAGCAGAAAGUUUAAUUCAAAUUCCCACCUUUGUUUCCUUCAAAGAUGCGACUAGUCCUAGAGAAAGGAUUCUCGCUUACAAAGUAUCUUUCAUCCACUUCCUAGCUAUAUGUUUAUCUUCUUUAUAUCUAGCCAAAAUAUCAGGAUGUAUAGCCACCUGAGUCAGAGGAAGAUAGGGCUGGGUCUCUUGCAAAUUUCAUGUAAAAGAUUCAAACACAUUUGCCACACUCCCCCUUUAAAAAAGGGAAAGAAGAAGAAGAAGCUCCUUCUCAACUGUGUUGUCUAAAUUAUUUGCGACUGACCAAAAUAUCACAUGUGAUACUCUCUCUUGAAUUAUCAGAUGGGAGUUUCUUUGCAACGUGUGCUUCAAAGUUUGGGGAAAGUUGACUCAGGCACCCAACAGGCAGCAGGGAGAGAAAUAAUCUUGCAUUUUCAGAAUACCAACAGUCCAAUUCUUCUUGGGUUAGUUGGCUAGGCUCCAAAUGGGGAUGGGCUCUUGUUCAGAACUGGGCUGUUCACAUUUCUGAAGAAAGGACCUUUCUGGGCACAUGAAGGAGUCUUCAAAGUCCAACACUCCUGUCAGGUGGUGGUGUGGUUGCUCAAGAGCAAACAGGCAAGACUCCAACCGGUCUUUUCCAGGCUUUAUUAUUAGUGCAAACUAUUUACAGUGAAGAGCGUUGCAAGUUCAUGUCCAGCUCAGUCGCUAGCAG